Molecule: messenger RNA, 683 nt
Organism: Triticum aestivum (bread wheat)
Lineage: Eukaryota; Viridiplantae; Streptophyta; Magnoliopsida; Poales; Poaceae
Exons: 1
Coding region: 87-524 (145 amino acids)
Source: RefSeq, a predicted model, not a curated record
CCGCCUUUGCUCCUGCUCGCCCCAUAAAUCACGCCGCCCCGCCCAAGACCCACCCAAAAGACUCGUCCAGCUCCCGACUUUCCAAGAUGGCCAUCGCCGAGACGGCAGCGGUGGUGGCGACGACGACGUCGGAGACGGCGCCCAUGUCCCCGGCCUCGGCGAAGGCCGGGGCGGCGGCGAUCGCUCCGGCCACGCGGCGCGGGUGGCUGCGCCGGCUCGUGCCGAGGGAGUACCUGCCCCGGAGCCGCCGGUGGAAGACUCGCGGCGCCAGUCCCGGUGGUGCUGCGGAGGCCGCGAAUGGGGGCGGGGCAGCGGGGCCGUCGUCGUACCGGAGGCUGGCGUCGUCGCUGUCGCGGUCGUUCCGGUGGAAGCGCAUGCCGGCGCUCCCGUCCCUCAGCCUGCGCGCCGGCUCGGCGUCGGCGGCGCUGGACGAGGUGGCCUUCCGCGUCAUGUACGUCGUGGAGGCCGUCGUGCUCGGCCUCGCGCUCUCCUGCUUCUUCCUCUGCUGCGGCUGCCACAUCUAGCCUGCCACCAGCCAUGUAUUCUCUGUUAGUACUACUGUUUGUUAGUUGCUCUCGGUUCUUUGGUUAGUAAUUUUUUCGUUUUGAUCGAUCGACUACUCUACUCUGCUGUAAAUUUUCCACCGUGAUGAAAAUCCAUGGAAAAAUUCCCAAUCUGCUCAA